Messenger RNA from Myxocyprinus asiaticus (Chinese sucker), 1305 nucleotides. RefSeq names its product BTB/POZ domain-containing protein KCTD16-like. Gene Ontology annotation, cellular component: presynaptic membrane; postsynaptic membrane. Gene Ontology annotation, biological process: regulation of G protein-coupled receptor signaling pathway; protein homooligomerization. The transcript is spliced from 2 exons. Gene Ontology annotation, molecular function: protein binding. The coding region runs from base 1 to 1305 and encodes 434 amino acids. NCBI's taxonomy places the organism in Eukaryota, Metazoa, Chordata, Actinopteri, Cypriniformes, Catostomidae. The record is from RefSeq and is a predicted model, not a curated record.
AUGACUGAAACAAUGGCGUUAAGUGGAAACUCAAGAGCUCAGCCGACGGGCAAAGAUCAAGGCUCUGCCCACAACAGUUUUCCGGACGUUAUUGAACUCAAUGUCGGGGGACAGGUGUAUUAUACUCGCCACAUCACGUUAAUCAGCCACCCGGGCUCCCUUCUGGGAAAAAUAUUCUCUCCUAAACAUAAUGCCUCAAAUGAUCUCGCCAGAGACCCCAAAGGCCGUUACUUCAUCGACCGAGAUGGGUUUUUAUUCAGAUAUGUUUUAGACUACCUCAGAGACAAACAAGUCGUCCUCCCCGACCAUUUCCCGGAGAAGGGGAGACUGAGGAAAGAAGCGGAGUACUUUCAAUUACCCGACUUGGCUAAACUCUUGACCCCUGACGACUUGAAGCCCAGUCCCGACGAAUACAUCCACAGUGAUUACGAGGACGGGUCUCAAGGAAGCGACCAGCGAAUGUGCCCCCCGGCGUCGCUCGUUCCCGCCGACAGAAAGAGCGGGUUCAUAACCGUCGGAUAUCGCGGGUCUUGCACAAUGGGCAGGGAGAGUCAAACCGACGCCAAAUUUCGGAGGGUGCCGAGGAUUAUGAUAUGUGGGAGGAUUGCUUUGGCCAAAGAAGUUUUUGGCGAGACCUUGAAUGAGAGCAGGGACCCAGAUAGGACCCCUGACAGGUACACGUCCCGCUUUUACCUCAAGUUCAAACACCUGGAGCGCUCUUUUGAUAUGCUCUCGGAAUGUGGCUUCCAGAUGGUGGCGUGUAACUCGUCAGUGACGGCCUCGUUCGUCAACCAGCACACUGACGACAAGAUAUGGUCAAGUUACACUGAGUACGUCUUUUACCGUGGCCCUUCCCACUUGUCAUCUCCAUCUUGCGACUGCUGCUGCAAGGGUCACAAAGGUGAAGGGGAAGGUGAGAGUGGAACCUCCUUCAAUGAACUCUCCACCUCCAGCUCAGAGAGCCAUUCCGAGGCCAGUUCCCCACAAGGUACAGUCAUCCGUGGGCCAGUCAGCCGGCAGUCCCACGUGCAGACGUUGGAUCGACCCCCCAAGAAAGGCCCUGUUCAGCAACUUCUGCAGCAGCAACAGUCAGAGCAGCGUCGCAAGAGAGAUCUUCUCCGAACCCUUACCGCAAGCUCAAGAGAUACCAGCACCUGCAAGAAGCGACCAGCGAAAGAAAAAUUUACUGUGGAAGAGGAGCUGGAAAAGUGUAUCCAGGACUUCCGCAAGAUCAAGAUUCCUGAUCACUUUCCAGAGCGCAAGUACAUGUGGCAGGCCGACCUCCUACGCAAAUAUCGUCUUUGA